Oncorhynchus keta (chum salmon) is the source of this 667-nucleotide messenger RNA. Its product is annotated as cytochrome c oxidase subunit 6B1-like. Gene Ontology annotation, cellular component: mitochondrion; respiratory chain complex IV. The transcript is spliced from 5 exons. The record is from RefSeq and is a predicted model, not a curated record. Lineage: Eukaryota; Metazoa; Chordata; Actinopteri; Salmoniformes; Salmonidae. The coding region runs from base 248 to 508 and encodes 86 amino acids.
CAACGUCCAACAACAACCCAGCAUACACUGCGUUACGGUCUUCCGGUGAGAGAGGACACAGAAACAGUCCAAGAUGAACGUGGUACUUCAGGCGUUUGGAAAUUGCUCCCAAGGAUGAACCAGACUUGUGGAGGUCUACAAUAUAUUUUCUGAGGUCUUUGCUGAUUUCUGUUGCUUGUCCCAUGAUGUCAAGCAAAAAUGCAUAGAGUUUGAAGUGUUGACAUAGUGAGACCGCCAGCUAGCCAGCAUGUCUGACGUUAUUGAGGAGAAGAUAAAGAACUACAGGACAGCUCCCUUCGAUGCCCGCUUCCCCAACACCAAUCAGACCCGCAACUGCUUCCAGAACUAUCUGGACUUCCACAGGUGCAACAAAGCUUUGUCAGACAAAGGCCAGGAGGUGGCUCCCUGUGACUGGUACCAGAGGGUCUACAAGAGUAUCUGUCCCAUGAGCUGGGUUGCCAAGUGGGACGACCAGAUAGAGGCCGGAAGCUUUCCCGGCAAGAUCUAAAAUGGUUGACCUCAGGACUUUCUGUUAGCCACACCUUCAACUUUGACCCCUGAAGCAUGCCUAAGGACAUGUGUUGACCACGUACCACACCAUUCUAAAUGUUAUUAACAGUGUUACUAAUGAAACAAACACUUAAUAAAAAUACGCACUAGUUUUGAA